GCGCGGGGUGGGGGGGCCGGUAGCGGAGCUGGGGGUACCGAGGCCGCCAUGACUAACGUGUACUCCCUGGACGGGCUGGUGGUGUUCGCGCUGCUGCUGGUCUGCACCUGCGCUCACCUGCGCCACGUGCCCCGCAUCAAGGGCUGGCUCCUGGGGGAGAAGCGCGGCCUCUGGGGGGUCUUCUACAAGGCUGCUGUCAUCGGCACCCGCCUGCACGUGGCCGUGGCCGUGUCCUGUGUGCUCAUGGCCUUCUAUGUGCUGGUGGUGAAGUGACCCCCCCGCAGCGGUGACAGCGACAGAGCCUGGUGCCACCCCCGGUACCCCACAGCCCCCCCGGACCUCGGGGGGGGCCCUAUGGAGCUUCCAUGGCCCAAAGCCCUGCUUAGACCCCCCCUUUGUGGGGCACCCUUGGGGUGCACAAUGGGACCAGGGGCACCUGCUCCUGAUGCUCACAGUGGGGAUGCUGCAGCCGCUCGCUAUGGGGACUUGUGGGGCUGGCCCCACCACCCCCAUGUGCAUCCAUGGGGGGGUCUGUCCCCUGUGGGUUUGUCACUGCCCACGUUGGGAAUGCUGGACCACAGCCUGGAAAUAAAGUGGGGGCUCCCCUAUGGGCAGCAA
Messenger RNA from Melopsittacus undulatus (budgerigar), 618 nucleotides. RefSeq names its product transmembrane protein 167B (gene TMEM167B). Bases 49 to 273 code for a protein of 74 amino acids. The record is from RefSeq and is a predicted model, not a curated record. Lineage: Eukaryota; Metazoa; Chordata; Aves; Psittaciformes; Psittaculidae. The transcript has 3 exons.